Molecule: messenger RNA, 971 nt
Organism: Zea mays
Lineage: Eukaryota; Viridiplantae; Streptophyta; Magnoliopsida; Poales; Poaceae
Gene: eIF4E1
Product: eucaryotic initiation factor 6
Exons: 5
Coding region: 111-767 (218 amino acids)
Biological process (GO): translational initiation
Cellular component (GO): cytoplasm; eukaryotic translation initiation factor 4F complex
Molecular function (GO): RNA 7-methylguanosine cap binding; translation initiation factor activity
Source: RefSeq, marked provisional
GGGAAAGGAAACCUAGACAAGCGAGGCGGCGGCCCCGCGUUCUCCGUCUCCGUCUCCGUCUCCGUCCGCCCGGCGUAAAGAAAAGCCUCUCUCACCACAGCCGCCACGCCAUGGCCGAGGAGACCGACACCAGGCCUGCCUCCGCGGGCUCCCGAGGCCGCCCCGCGCCCGAGGACGACGACAGGGAGGAGGGCGAGAUCACCGACCUCGCCUGCGCUCCUUCCCCGCCCGCCACGCACCCGCUCGAGCACUCCUGGACCUUCUGGUUCGACAACCCGCAGAGCAAGUCCAAGCAGGCCGCCUGGGGGAGCUCCAUCCGCCCCAUACACACCUUCUCCACCGUCGAGGAAUUCUGGGGGCUUUACAAUAACAUUAAUCACCCUAGCAAAUUGAUCGUGGGAGCUGAUUUCCAUUGCUUCAAGAACAAGAUCGAGCCAAAAUGGGAAGACCCUAUUUGUGCGAAUGGUGGUAAAUGGACCAUCAGCUGUGGAAGAGGAAAAUCUGAUACAUUUUGGCUGCACACUCUGCUGGCUAUGAUUGGUGAACAAUUCGACUAUGGUGAUGAAAUUUGUGGCGCAGUUGUCAGUGUGCGUGGGAAGCAGGAAAGAAUUGCUAUUUGGACAAAAAAUGCUGCCAAUGAAGCCGCUCAGGUAAGCAUCGGGAAGCAGUGGAAGGAACUUCUGGACUACAAGGACUCCAUUGGAUUCAUUGUUCAUGACGAUGCAAAGAAGAUGGACAAAGGCCUGAAGAACCGUUACACGGUUUGAUCCUGAUGCUGGAAUCCCAGAGAGUUGUAGCAGUAGCUGGCCCAAAUGCAUGCUGGGUGGUUUUAUCUAUUGCUGAUGAGUUGUUUAAGCAAGAUCCAUUCCUGUAUUGUACUCCAUAAGCCACUUGGGUGUUGCUUUGUAUUGUUCACUGCUGUGUUUUUUCUGUGGCACCGCAUCUACAGUACUAGUUGCUUGUCGUUGUUC